This is a messenger RNA of Falco peregrinus (peregrine falcon), 1359 nucleotides long. RefSeq lists its product as uncharacterized. The transcript has 3 exons. Gene Ontology annotation, molecular function: RNA stem-loop binding. The record is from RefSeq and is a predicted model, not a curated record. Bases 106 to 723 code for a protein of 205 amino acids. Lineage: Eukaryota; Metazoa; Chordata; Aves; Falconiformes; Falconidae.
ACGGCGGCCGGAGCGGCAGGACCAGCCCAGCGGGGAGGACGCUCCCGGACCAACCAAGAGGAUGGAAGCUCUUGCGAAGGAGUCGAGUGCCUCGGUAACCUCAUCAUGAAAGGCAGAAAACUCGCCCUAAGGCAUCUGGGCAUUGAGCCAGCCAGAAUAUACCUGCCCUUUCACAAACAGCUCCCAGCACAAUCAGUGGCAAUGUCAGAAUAUCUAGCUAUAGCCCUCGCCAGAUUUGGGGGGGAAGUCUGGUAUGCCACAAAGCCCCCCUGGACUCAAAUGCUAGCUAUUGUCGACGUCGACCUUCCGCGGAAAAUCAUGGACCGGCCCCAACAGGGACCAAUGGUCUUCACAGACGCAUCCUCAGCGACCUCAACCGCGGCAGCAGUAUGGCAGUCGGGAGGAGAAUGGCACUGUGUCAAAAUGACCGAUCGUGCGAUCUCCGUCCAACAGCUGGAAGCAGCAGCUGUAUUGCUGGCGUGCGGUCUGACCCAACAGAACAUCUCAACAUAUUUUUAUCUGCAGUACCGGAUCAUCGGACACCCCUGUAACCCGUAUACCCUGGUGACAAGAGAAGACGACAAGUUGGCAAGCGGCCUGUCCGCAUCUGAGGACUCUGCACCGGUGGAGUCCAGACAACGGCGAUACAGCCCCUGCAGGGGGGUCCAGAACCAGCUAGAAAGGGUCAACAUCAUGUUUGUAGAGCACCAACAACUGCUUUAAAAGUGUACUUGAUCAGUAUUUCCCCCGAUUCUCCCUGGCUCUCCCCAAAUAUCCCAAGCCACACUCCAUUACCCCCAGUCGUUUCCCAAGUGCCAAUUGCUCAGUGUGCCUUAUCUUUGUAUAUGUUAGCCUGUUUAGUUAAGCAUGGGGGGGGGGGGGGGCGGGAAAUGUUGCUAGGUAGGGCCUGGCGGCCGGAAGAUCUCACGCUGUAUGGAAACAUAGGGCCCCCCUCCAAGCAGCCAACAGCUUUUAGUUUAUGAUGUAAGCAGACGGAAGUGACAUUGUAAACCUAGGCUAUAUAGUGUCGCGUCGUUCAGCAAUAAACGCCAUUUACCAUCCACACAUUGGUGUCUGUGAGCUGAUGGACCGCGCGGCCAGGGGUCGGCCGCCGUGCCAUUCCUGAACCAGGUCACCGCGUGCCUGUGAAGGCAACAGGAAGGCAAAGACCGGUAACAUCUUGGGGGAUCAGAAGGAAGUCAAGAUUAACUACAUUUAGAGCCCAACGCAUUACCUGAAGGAAUUACUACAACAGAACAAGAGGCAGGAACGAUUGGUAGACAGGCAGGUAACAUGCGCAGCAGCAGUACCCAGUCAGACUUGCAGGACUUGCAGUUACUUCAUCCUGCAACUUUGUUU